Messenger RNA from Neurospora tetraspora, 614 nucleotides. RefSeq lists its product as uncharacterized. The record is from RefSeq and is a predicted model, not a curated record. Lineage: Eukaryota; Fungi; Ascomycota; Sordariomycetes; Sordariales; Sordariaceae. The coding region runs from base 99 to 614 and encodes 171 amino acids. The transcript has 2 exons.
CCUGCCCCUCCCCUCAAUUUCUCCUUGGUUCCUUUUCCAUUUCCACAUCGCUCCUGCACAUCCAUUACCCACUGAACGACCCGACGCAAACCGCCAUCAUGUCGGACACCACUCGGGCCCCCAGCCCCAAGCCGUCAUAUGCCGACCACCAGCCCAAAAAUAUGGGACAGUGGGCAAUCGAUCCAGACACCAUUUGGGUCAGCCCGAAGCCGUUCAAUCAAAAGGCCUACAGGAGCAAGGCCGCUUACGCUGAGCACCUACGCAAGCAUGGUGAACAGUUGGAGAUCGCGUCGAACACCACUACCACUCCGACCACCAGUCUGAAGCCGUCCUCCGCGAAGGCACACAGGAGCAAUGCCGCUAAUGCCGACCAUCUACGCAAGAGUGGUGGACAUUUGGAAGUCGCGUCGAACACCACUACCACUUGGACCCCCAGCCUGAAGCCGUUCAAUCAAAAGGCCUACAGGAGCCGCGCCGCUUACGCCGAGCACAUGCGCAAGCAUGAGGGACAGCACACCACUUGGAUCCCCAGUAUCAAGCCGUCCUACGCGAACGCGUACAGGAGCAAGGCGGCAUAUGCCGAACACCUGAGCAAGCAUAGUAACCUGAGAUGA